Diaporthe batatas is the source of this 1083-nucleotide messenger RNA. RefSeq lists its product as uncharacterized. Gene Ontology annotation, molecular function: (3R)-hydroxyacyl-[acyl-carrier-protein] dehydratase activity. The transcript is spliced from 2 exons. The record is from RefSeq and is a predicted model, not a curated record. The coding region runs from base 1 to 1083 and encodes 360 amino acids. NCBI's taxonomy places the organism in Eukaryota, Fungi, Ascomycota, Sordariomycetes, Diaporthales, Diaporthaceae. Gene Ontology annotation, cellular component: mitochondrion.
AUGGCACCAUUGGCCACCUCGUCGCUCUGCACCGCGCCCCGCCCGCUCAGACAGGCACAGGCGUGCCGGGGCAGCAGGACGCUCAGGACGCUCAGGACGCUCAGGACGCUCAUGACAGCCGCCGAGGCAGCCCAGCAGGUGCUGCACGCCUUCAAGGGCCAGACCAGGGUGCGGCGGCAGGUGCUGGACGGGCACCAGCUGCAGAAGCUCAGCCUGACGCUCAACCGGCCGCAGCUGCACCCGGGGCUGGACGUGACAGAGGCGCCGCCUCCUCGCGGGACCCCGCUGCCGCCAGGCUACCACCUCGCCUACUUCUCGCCUGCGAGCCUCGAGUCGGACCUCGCUGCCGACGGCACCGACCGCACCUUCAACCCCCCGGCGCCCUUCUCGCGCCGCAUGUGGGCUGGGGGCCGCAUGGCCUGGGCCCCCGCCGCCCCACCGCUGCGCGUCGGCGACGAGGCCGAGGAGCGCACCACCCUCGUGGCCGCCGCCGCCAAGCGCAGCCGCGACGGCUCCGACAUGGUCCUCGUCGACGUCGACAAGGAGUUCUGGGGCCCCGCUGGCCUGGCCCUCGUCGACCGCCGCGCCUGGGUGUUCCGCCCGCCGCCCACCGACGCCCUUGCCAGGUCCGACGCCCACGUCGCCGGCCUCGUGCCGGGCGCCGUCGGGCGCCACUCGACAGUCGAGGAUGUGCCCCCCAAGCAUGGCUCUGGCACGCCGCACCGCAGGUUCCGGUGGUCGCCUGUCGCGCUGUUCCGCUUCUCCGCCCUGACUUUCAACGGCCACAUGAUCCACUACAACGAGGGCUGGACGAGAAAUGUCGAGGGCCACCCAGCCACUCUUGUCCACGGGCCUCUGAAUCUCAUCGCCAUGAUGGAUUACUGGAGGGAUGUCCAUGGCGCUGCCAGGGAGCCGGCUGACAUCGUUUACCGCGCACUCUCACCCCUCUAUGCCGGCGAUGAAUAUGUCGUCCGCACAGAGUCUGUGAGGCGCGCUUCUGGGACCGGGGACGCCUGGGACAUUGUUGUUGCCCGAAAUGACACAAUCAACAUGAGGGGCACGGUAUCGGCAGGCCCAUGUUGA